Molecule: messenger RNA, 2845 nt
Organism: Balaenoptera ricei (Rice's whale)
Lineage: Eukaryota; Metazoa; Chordata; Mammalia; Artiodactyla; Balaenopteridae
Gene: IQANK1
Product: IQ motif and ankyrin repeat containing 1
Biological process (GO): regulation of barbed-end actin filament capping
Cellular component (GO): cytoplasm; nucleus
Molecular function (GO): protein binding
Source: RefSeq, a predicted model, not a curated record
AUGAUUGACAGUACUCUUCGUUGCGGUGCGCAGGCUUCUCAUUGCGGUCGCUUCUCUUGUUGCGGAGCACGGGCUCUAGGGCCAGCCGCGGAGGACCAAGCAGCCACCACCAUCCAGUGAGCCUUCCCGAAGCUCCUGGCGAGAAAGGAGCAGGCACGUGAUCAGGACCACCAGGACUACCUGGAGCUGAUGGAGAAGCUGCAGAGGGAGGCCUUCGUGGCCCUGUUGCGGCGGGAGCAGGAGGCGGCCCGGCGGCAGUGGGAAGAAGCGGCGCGGCAGGAGGAGCGGCAGCGCGGGGCGCGCCUGCUGGAGGCGGCCUUCGACGGGAACCUGGGCGAGAUCCAGGCGAUCCUGCGGGAGGUGGACGCGCUGCUGAACCGCGAGGGCGUGAGCUGCGACGCGGCGCGGGCGGCGCGGCGGCUGCUGCGGCGCCUGGCCGUGGUGGACUUCGAGGAAGCGGCGGCGGGCGGGCAGUCCCUGGCCAUCCAGCUGCUAGCCGAGCAGGGCGCCAGUCGCAACAGCAAGGGCGCCUUCGGCCGGACGCCGCUGUACCGAGCGGCCUGGGGCCACCUGGAAGCCGUGGAGGUGCUUCUGAAGCUCGGAGCUGACCCCCGGGUGUAUGCGGACGACGGAAGCACCCCCGAGCAGGUGGCCUCGCUGGACGCGGUGGUCAGCAUGCUGCAGUGCUGGGACCCGAGCCUCACAGAUGCCAUGCUCCGGAACAUGGAGGCCCAGCGGCAGCGCCGGGGCCAGGAGACCAAGCAGGACAGGGGGGCGGAGGCCAAGUGGGGUCCCGGCUGCGCCCGGCAGGCGGGGGUGGGGGUCCGGCCUUGCCCUGAGCGGAGCGUAGGGCCCCUCCUCCAGGCCGUCAAGGACGCGGAGGCCCGAGUGGACAGGCUCCGGUAGGAGUCCCAAAAGGCGGAGGAGACCCCGGCCCUGGCCAGGCCGGAGUGCGGGGGGCGGGCCCAGGAGGGGGAGGAGGAGGCGCCCGGGCUGAAGUGUCAGGUCACCGAGCUCCACGACGUGCUGUUGAAGGACGUGGGUGAUGGCAUCCGCGCUGACGGCAGGUGGCCUCUUGUCAUCGACCCUUCGGGCCAGGCGGCCACCUUCCUGCGCUACCAGGACACCAACUAUGUGGACACCGUGAACCCAGACCACCUGAGGCCGGAGAGGAUCAGGCUGGCGCUGCUGGGGGCGCUCGGGUUCGGGAAGCCGCGGGUGUCCGACCUGCGUGAAGUGGACCUGUUCUCGGCGGCGCAGCGGCAGCUGGAGGCGGUGCAGGAGAGGAACCUGUCGCCGACCGACCGGCCCGAGUACAGCCCCAGCCAGUGCCAGGAGGCGCGCCUGGGGCACUUCCGCCUCUUCUCGGGCACCAAGGUUCGGUGGCCGCUGCGCCCCAGGGCGCCGGGUCCGCGAACGUGCACGCGUCCGCAUCAGGGCUCUGGGCGUGCGCCGUGCAGGGGAGGGGGCCGGCCGGGAGCCCCAGCUGGGGUACCCCGGCCGGCGGGCCCAAUCAGUUCCUCCCGCUGUGAGGCAGUGCACAGUCGGGGCGACGUGGGAGCUCGUGGUCCCCGCACCGGCCCCACAUUUGGAGGAGCAGAAGGGGUGGGCGUUGGUUGUGCCGGCGGGUGGACAGACAGACAGACUAGAGGUAAAACGUAGUCAAUUUUAUUCUCCUUAAACCACAAAAUAGAGUCUUUGGUUGUACAAACAUCACUAGUUACAGUCUCGCCAGGAGGUCCCGGCUGGGGAGGGGGCAGUUAGCGGCCAGAACUCCUGAGGGGACCUCUUUAAAAUGCUAAUGGCCAGGUUAAAAGACUCGAGGCAAGGGUGGUGUUGGAGCUGGCAGGGCCCCCACCCCAAGUCGGGGGAGGUACCCUGACCCUCUAGGAGGGCACCGGGCCCAGGCCCCGGCGCCCCGGCCGGACGGCGCGGCGGCUGCUGCACAGGGCCACCUCCUCGGGGCCCGCGGCGCCUGGAGAAGGCCUGCCCAGAAGCACCAUGGCCACCUCUCCAUCCUCCUCUGGCAGACCUGGCCGACGGGGGCAGGGAGUGAGCUGAUGGGCCCUGGGCACCCUGGGAGCACCCGGGGCCGCGCCUGCCGACUCACCAGGGCUCGGAGACGGUUCCAAGGACCUCAGCUCCUCAGCAAAAUCUGGGGACUGUCAUGGGGAGAAGGGCUGCUCAGGGCUCCGCCCCGGACCUGCCUGAAACCACCCACCUGAGCCUGGGUGGGUCCCUGUUGAGCCCUGGCUGGAGGAUGGGGGGUGGGCCACAGAGAGACAGGGAGGGUGCCAGAGGAGGGGACAGGGCUGGGUGACAGGCACAGCAGAAAGGCGGCAGGAGCUGGUUGGGCUGUCUUGCAGAAGGGCCAGGAGGGCCCGGUACCUGCAUGUCAAAGACAGGUCUGGAAGAGGGGAGGGCUGCAAACACCCUGUAGUCAAACUUCCUCCCAGACAAGGCCUUGAAAGGACAGCGUGCGGAGAGAGGUACAGAGCGUAAGAAGAAAGAGGGGUGGCGGAGUCUGGAUCCCUGCCCCCCACCAGGGGAGGAGUGCAGGGAAGGGUGACAGCCAUUGGUUCCUCACCAAGCGUCCCGGGGAGGUGCCGGUCUGGAGGCCGAGGUCUGGAGGGACAAGAAGUGGACGUCGGGAGAGGUCCGCGCCGCAGGCUGAGCCCCCCGCCUCCCCACGACGCACAGACCUUCCAAGGGGGUGGGUGACGGGGUGGGCGCGGGCGAGGGGGCCUCGGCCAGGCGCUCCAGAGGCCCCCGCUUGCUUCGGCCCUCCUGAGACUUGCUGAGGACCAUCUGUGCGCGGAGGGCGUCCUGUUCCAGAGACUUCAUC